This is a messenger RNA of Bemisia tabaci, 2025 nucleotides long. The record is from RefSeq and is a predicted model, not a curated record. Lineage: Eukaryota; Metazoa; Arthropoda; Insecta; Hemiptera; Aleyrodidae.
UAAGUUGUUUCAGAUUGAUCACUGAAACGGAACAAUGACACUAACUCUCAGCCUCAACAAGUGGGCAGCGGGCCUGCCUACUCUGAAAGCAACGCCUUUUCCAAUCAGAUCCAACCAGUAUACCAAUCGUUCCCAUCCAAUGAAAUGGGAUACCAAAAUGUUCCCCCACCUGAAGGCAUUCUCUAUCAGAAUAAUGUGCGAUACUCUCAAGAAGGUUUGAGCCGCAUUCCAUUACAUCCAGUUGAUAAUAGCCAAAUUGACUUUAGUUAUCCGGCGCCAGUCGAUGUUCCUCAAGGCUUCCAUCCUGAAGGUCCUCCGCCGAUGAUGGGCCCACCACCAAAUCUUCCAUUUCCACGACCCCCAGGACCAGAUGGCAUGUUUUAUCCACCGCCACCUGGCCCUAUGUUUAAUGAAAUCGGUGGACCAUUGCGUCAUCGAGGAAGGCCCCCAAGAGGCAAAAGAGGAAAAAGGGGUUUCCCCUUUGGUCGGGGACAGAUGCACAUGCGGCCCCGUGCUCCACCUCCUCACGUGAGACCUCCAGCACCGAGUCCAACAGCUCACAACAACUUGAUCACUCUAACACAGUCACAAAACCUGAAAAAACUAGAUGCCACAGCAGACGAGAAAGUUGAAGAAGCCACAAAGACAGGUCCUGAAAAACCAGUUAAGACAGUUACGGAUAAAGAUAAAUUAUACAAUUCUUUGGAUUUACCGCAGCAUAGAUACUGCAAAGUGACAGCCAACUCAAAAGAACCAGAACAAGAAAAGACUGAAGAAUCUUCAAAGUUCAGCCGCUAUGAAGUAGAGGACUCCGACUCCAGUGAAAGUUCUGAAGAUGAAGAUGCAGAAGAUGAAAGUGAGGAAGAAGAAGAUCCUGAUGUGUUAAAUUUACUAGAUGAUGAUGAGGAUGACCUAGAUAAGUUAAUGGAAAAAAUGGAAAAAGAAAUGAGUGGUGGAGAUGUCAAACCUAGUAAAGCUAAAUCAACCAAGACUCCUGUAAAUAAAACUAAGCAGAGCUCUAUAGUAAUAUACGAUACAAAUGACGGCAAGUCUUCAAAAACAAGUGAUUUAGAUGCAAAAGAGUCUAAGUCCAUUAACUCUAAUGAAGAAAUUAGAAUUGUAAAAUAUUGUGAUAAUCCGCAAGAGUCAGAACAAGAAUUGGCGAAAUUUGAGGAUGCCUCCAAUAUCAUCGUCAAUGAAGCCAACUGUAAAAUAGAAACUAGUGAAAAUGUUUCCAAUUUAGUUGUAAGUAGCUCUAUUUCAAAUUCAGAUAGUCAUAGCACAACUAAUAUCGAUGCUAUAGAUAAUUCGAAAGAGAUUAGCUCUCAUCAGAGACCCAAAUCGCCAUCCGCUAGAAAAUUAUCACCUGCUCCUAGUAAAACAUCGUUACCCCCACCAAGAACUGAAUUCAGCCCACCACUCCAUAGGUCGCCACCCAGGGGGUCCAAACCAAUCUCUCCAAGUAGAGGAUCAGGUAUAGAACCAAUUUUACCCAGAUCCAGGCAAUACUCACCAAGAAGAUUCCGAAGCAGGUCACGCUCACCUCCCUACUAUCGCACAUCUCCAGUUCACUCGAGAAAGUCACCAAAUUUCUCUCCUCCGUCAAGGCGAUAUUCACGUUCUCCCUCGCCCAGAGGAUUCUUGGAUAGGCGUAGGCGGUCUCCCUCUCCUUUAUCUCCAACUUAUAGAGCUGGACCAACAGGGUCUCCACCUAGGUAUUCUAGGUACUUGAGUCCUGUGGGAAGUCGAGCCAAAUCACCUGGUAGAAGAUUGGGCUCGCCACCUAGAGGUCGUCGUUCCUCUUCCUUGUCACCUCGCAGGCAUCGCUCCCCGACCCCUUCCAGAUCACCACCCAGGAGACCACUCUCUCCUUUGCGCAGGCCAUCCCCUGUCAGAAGGCCACACUCCCCCAGUUGGCGACCCCUGUCUCCUAGCAGACGUUACCCAUCUCCUGGUAGGAGAUCGUAUUCUCCAUCUCGAAGAUUGUCCCCUGGUAGGAGGCCUUUGUCGCCAAAUAGACGAACA